Babesia bigemina is the source of this 3618-nucleotide messenger RNA. RefSeq lists its product as hypothetical. The record is from RefSeq and is a predicted model, not a curated record. Gene Ontology annotation, biological process: regulation of mitochondrial mRNA stability; mitochondrial RNA processing. The transcript has 3 exons. The coding region runs from base 1 to 3618 and encodes 1205 amino acids. Gene Ontology annotation, cellular component: mitochondrial matrix; ribonucleoprotein granule. Gene Ontology annotation, molecular function: RNA binding. NCBI's taxonomy places the organism in Eukaryota, Apicomplexa, Aconoidasida, Piroplasmida, Babesiidae.
AUGUCAACCAGAUCGGCCACAAAAGCGGGUACACCGGCUCCUAUGGAUCUGCACGGCGAAUUUCUGAGCAACUGCAACGAUGAGGGCGAGGCCCCCUCCGUCGCCGGCAGCACGCAUUCGGCGUCCAUUCGAUUUGUCAACAAGGCCAAGUCCAGCGGGUCUAAGGACCGUUUCCGUCACGGCGAAUUUACGGAGGGCGACAUGUACUCCGCCAAACCAGUAUGGCAGCAGUUGAACGAAAUUGAGAGCACGUGGAACAUGCAAUUCCGCCGCAAGGGCCGCGUCGAAUCCCAGCGCGCCAUUACGAAGGCCAAGAAGUGCGUGGAGGCGCUCGAUGCUGUAGAGGCCAACGACUCCCGUUUGGUGAACAUCGAUAGCUUCCGCGAAGUGGGUGGUGUCGACCGCAAUGACGCUACGGCACCAGCUGAGUUCCUCUCAUCGGUUACCCAUCGGGCCCCGCCAUCCCCAGAUCAGAAAAGCGGCCCACCAGACAUACAUCCAGCGUCAAACCCCAACACUAAACGUAUGCAAUCUGUGGUGGGAGACGGGUACAAGAACGCUCCAGUACGCGUCGGUAAGGGAGGAGCCGCGGCUCCGGCCACUGCAGGCACGUCGCUGAGUGGCAACCGUUGGAUGGAUCGGGGUCAUGCGUCGUCUACUGUCCCGCCAGGAGGCCUUUUGGUGAACGAUCUGCACCUGCCGGGUGACCAGUACUACGAGGCCGUGUCCCUCGAUGAUGACGGAAGCAAGGGCAUAUCCGUGAGCGCCAAAGAGCUCAACUUGAGCCCUGAAGAGGAAAAGCUACGCGCCAGCCUGGCUCCAUCUGUGUUGUUUGACCACCUGCUGAACGAUUCUGAACGUUCAGUUGUGGAGGGCAUUUUCGGCAACAAGCCUGGCGUGAUCGACGCCGCCACGCCAGCGGCAGUGAUCGAGUCCGAGACCAAGCUGGAGCCCGAAACCUGGCUUAACAUGAACCCGGCCCAUAUAGUGCUGCAGCAGUCGAUUUUGAAGUGCCGCUCAUCAUCACAAAUUCUGAUUGCUAUUGGCGACAAGCUGGACAAGUUGAACGCCGUGAACGCCUCAACUGCGCUGCACCGGCUGGCUCGUCACACGACCUCGUAUUCGCGCUACAGCCUCACCAGCAACGAGACGUUCACUCGCUUGCUGGCUGUGCUCGAACGUCACUUGCUGGAUCUCGACAGCCAGGGUCUAACCAACGUGCUAUGGUCGUUGGUGCGCCUGGGUGUCCAGCCCAAUUGGCUGGAUGCGCUUCUUGCCACCCUCAACAACCACGCCAACGACCUGACCCCGAGUGAGCUUGCGAGCUGCCUGUUCGCAAUGUCGAAGCUGCCGGUGAAGACUGCCACCAGCGUGGACCUGCGUGAUCGUGUCAUUGCGCUGGCGCAGGAACGCGUGUCCCACUUCAAGCGCCCCCUCGACCUCACGUGCAUCGCCACCGCCCUGGCUCGCCUGAACGUGCGUAACCCGGUGCUGUUCGGCCGCAUAAGCAGCUCGGUGCUGGCCGUGGUGAACGACUUCACGUUGCAGCAGUUGUGUGGGAUUGCGUGGUCGUUUGCCUCGCUGGGGUUCACCGACCGAGCUUUGUUCGCUCGCAUCCGCCAGUUUCUGGAGGAGCACGCCGGCGCCGGCAACAUGCACGACGUGGUGCACCUCGCGUGGGCGCUUUCCAAGGUGCGUGAAGCCGACAGAGAGGUGUUCCUGUGCACCAUAUCUCCGCUAGUGCGCGCUCACGUGUCGCACUUGACGUGCCGUGACAUAACCACGGUGGCGUGGGCGUUCGUGAACGCGGAGAUUGAUGACCCUGACCUGUUCGAGGACCUCGCGUGCGCGUUGCAGCACCACGUGGAUGAGAUGGGAACUCACGACGUGGCCGCAGCGGUUGCGGCGUUUGCGCACAUGGAGGAGUCGCACAAGGCGCUUUUCAAGAAGAUGCGCAACCGCGCGCUUCUGAUGGCCAGCGAGUUCACCCCUCUGCAGCUGGCAAAGAUUGUGCGCGGGUUCUCCUCGGUUGCGGACGAGCGGUUCUACGGCCAGCUAUGCCGCUCCAUAGAGGGCAAGGUGCACCUGAUGCUCCCCGAGAACGUCGUCGAGGUCUUGAUGGGCUUGACCGAGGCGGGACACGUGCCCCCCGCGCUGCUCAAGCAGCUGCUGACAGCGGUUUCGUCCGGUGUUCGCAAGAUGUACGCCGAGGACUGUUUGCUCCUGUUCCAGGUGGCGCUGCGGUUGAAGCGCGACUGCACCGAGCGCGCCACCAUCUCGACGCUGGACAAGCUACAGCACGCUCUCGUUGAGCAGAUAGAAGCGCGCGUCGGCCGCUGGAAGUGCUACAAUAUAUCGCACAUUACCUCGUACUUUGAGUGUUUGAGCGGCAUGGGCAUCGGCGGUUCCAAAGGCGACUCCAGCGUACGGAUUUUGUCGAAGCAACUCUCCGCGUGCCUCAACCGUCUCGGCACUGCGAAGCUACCUACUUCAGAACGCAACCACGCCUUCGGUUCAUUCAUCUCCGCCUGCGCGAGCCUGCCGCCUCGCAAGCUUGCCGUGUUCCAGGCAGAGCUGUCGAAGAGCCCGGAGCUAAUGGCGUCGAUGCACAAUUGCGUGGCCGCGCUGCGUAGCGGCGACUACCUGGCAAGCGAAUCGUCCCCGAUAUCGCGCACAGACGCCUGUUACUGUCUGGUUCGCAUGGGCUACUUGGAUGACGGCGUGGUGUCACUGUGCGACGAGCUGGUGGAGUCGUACUCCGACCCGGAUGAGCUGGACCUAUCUGACCCUAAGACUUUGGACCAUCUAUCCAAGACGAUAUGGCUACUCAUGGAAUGCAACCUGCACGUGGCUUGGGUCCGUGACCGGCUGCGUGCCGUAUCGGAGUCGCAAUUCACCCCCUCGGCCAGCGACUCCCUGAUUCGUCUGCUGUGGUCAUGUGCCGUUUUGGGCGAGGAUGCGCUGCUCAUGAGCAUGUUGCCCAGAUUCGUGCCGGUGUUCGAGCGCCUGCCGGAGGACAUGCUGAGCGCCCAGCAAGUGGCCCUGCAUGUGCUGCGUUGUUUGCCAGUGGACACUGACACCUCGAAUGGCCACUCCAAGUUGGAACCCGGUGACCCCAACAACUCCCAAUCUAAUGCAGUGGUCAGCUGCACCGGCGAGCGUUACUUGAUCUCGAGCGAGGUGCACAACACGCUGGUUGAGUGGCUGGACUACCAGAGGGACGACCUGUUCACCGUGACGCCCGGCUCUCGCAAAAAGCGCGCCCUCGAGCUGGACUACGACGCGGUCUUGUCAGAGACGUUGGUAUCGAUGAAGAUCCCGCACAAGACCGUCCACACUGUGGCCAAUGUCUACCGCGUGAGCGUCUCUUUCCCGAUGGAGAACCACGUGCUUGACGUUUUGAGUUUCACGGAUUGCUUCGUGCCGCAUGGCCAGCCACGCUCCCGCGCACUGCUGCGGCAGCGCCAGCUGCAGCUGCUGGGCUACGGCGUGGCGUCGGUGAAUUUGGGCCACGUCUACGCCGCAUCUCGCGAGGGCUCCUGCAAACCGCUCGUUGCCAAGGCCAUUAGCGGCUUCGUCGAAACUGCGGCGGACUACCUCCCGGCCGCUCCGCACUGA